AUGGACGCAUCGGCGACGUCGCAGAAGCGCAAGUGCCCCGACAAGGAGGAGACAGUCGGCAUGUGCGCCGACGGCUGCGGCUUCUUCGGCGCCGCCGCCACCGGCAACAUGUGCUCCAAGUGCUGCCUGGACCACGUCAUCAUCGGCACCGCUAACACCGUGGCCGCCCCGACCGGGCCUCCGGAGAAGAAGGCCAAGAUUAUCGUCGCUGUUCAGCUCAACUAUGGUUUCGUAAAACAUUUUCGCCCGUCCUCCGAUGGUGCGGCUGUUUCCUCCAUCACAGCCGCACUUGACUCCUCCGUGAUGUCCGUGAAGCAGCCGCCGGUGGCGGCGAACCGGUGCGUGACGUGCCUCAAGAAGGUGGGGCUGCUGGGGUUCCGAUGCCCUGCCGGCCAGGAGCAGAUCGCCAAGCACAACCUAGUUGUGGUUGCGGACAAGAUUUCACGAAGGAUCUGA
Aegilops tauschii subsp. strangulata is the source of this 456-nucleotide messenger RNA. RefSeq names its product zinc finger A20 and AN1 domain-containing stress-associated protein 7-like. The record is from RefSeq and is a predicted model, not a curated record. NCBI's taxonomy places the organism in Eukaryota, Viridiplantae, Streptophyta, Magnoliopsida, Poales, Poaceae. Gene Ontology annotation, molecular function: DNA binding; zinc ion binding.